This is a messenger RNA of Alosa sapidissima (American shad), 1996 nucleotides long. Its product is annotated as homeobox protein Hox-C5a-like. The record is from RefSeq and is a predicted model, not a curated record. Gene Ontology annotation, cellular component: nucleus. Bases 1279 to 1899 code for a protein of 206 amino acids. Gene Ontology annotation, molecular function: RNA polymerase II cis-regulatory region sequence-specific DNA binding; DNA-binding transcription factor activity, RNA polymerase II-specific. NCBI's taxonomy places the organism in Eukaryota, Metazoa, Chordata, Actinopteri, Clupeiformes, Clupeidae. The transcript has 2 exons. Gene Ontology annotation, biological process: anterior/posterior pattern specification; embryonic skeletal system morphogenesis; regulation of transcription by RNA polymerase II.
UGCUUUAUUUAAUAAAAAUGUUUCACAGUUUUUGCAAUCUACUUUUGUACAUUACUAUACUACAUAUACAUGAUAUUCUUACUUCGCACAGUGGAGACUUCAUAGGCCGAUGUCCUAUUCAAGCUGGUACAAUGAGGUGGGUUCUGCACAGUAUUCACUCUGACUGAUGAUAGCGUUGAAAUAUUUUUCCCCCAGUAGAACAUGAAGCUAUAAAAAGGCUAAAUGACACACAGUAAAUGCUGUAAUUUCAUCAACCUUCGUUUCUAAGCCUAUUCCUUAAGUGCUGGCACUACUGUAUAUAGUCUACUACAGAGUAGGCACCGAGACUGGACAUCCUACGUAUGUAACAGCAAUUAGAAUAUAGAAUAUCAAAAUAGCAUUUCCUUUACUUCAUAUUUGAAGCAGGUUACAAUGAUGAAUAAUUUAUUCACAUGUGAUUCACUAAAAACUGACUGCCACUGCGAAUCCACAUAGGCGUAAUGAGAUGUGGAAUUGAUAGAUCCUGGGACAUGGCUACUUUAGGAUGGACGAAUCCGUAACCACUGGUCUCUUAGGAUAUUAUGCUAAUAAGAACUAUUUUAUUAUUAGCAGUAACAUUAUAAGCCUACCAAUACUAGGCCAUAGUACUAUAUGGCGGCUGCUGCUAGGCUACUACUACCACCACCACUACGACUACAAUCACCAUUAAUAGUGUAACUACUAUAAAGUAACAUUUAUCGCAAAAAAAUCAUAAUUAAACUGCUGAAAGAAAGAUCACUGCUGUUUUAAACUAUGUGUAUGGUGGAAGACAUCGUGGCAACCACCUUAUGACAAUGGGUAGGCGAAGUGACACUCGUGGCCAGUGGAUGGAACCGCUUUGCCCAGUAGCAAACACCAGAUGACGCUCUUGGCUUGCUGUCUCGCCCCUUUUGCCCAAGCCCCUAGAUAGUCCCCUCACCAUGAAGUUGUCGGAUACGUUUUCUCUUCAUCCAUCUCCAACCGCCUGGGGAUCAAGCCAAUUUAUGACUGGCUAACAUUUGCACGUGAUUCUAUUUAAGCAUCCCAUAUUUGGGCAGUGCACGUCGAAUCAAGAAAAAAAGAAAAUGAUUUCCCCACCUAUAAAUCCACGUAUUUUUAAGGACAAAAUCCCUCCAACUUUCAAAAGAGACACAAAUCAAAAGGAAUAAACAGUCAAACCAACAAGAGCAGGUGUGUGGCAUACUUUACCCCCACUUUUCUACUCCUGUUGCAGCGUGAAUUGCAGUAGCUAUAUUGCCUGAUCCUUUUUUUUUAGAUAAAAUGAGUUCUUAUGUUGCGAACUCAUUUUAUAAGCAACCGCAUGACUCUUACAGCAUGCACACCUUUGGCAACUAUGGUUCACUCUCCGAGCUCCAGCAGAGCAGUUAUUGCCACGGAGGUCUGGAUCUCAGCGGAAACAUCGCUGAUCAGGCUUCCUGUAACUCCCCGAAACGGGAGGAGAUGAGUGCAAGCCUCUGCGUCCGGACCAGCACGCCACCCGAGCCCCUUUCGCUGAAGCAUAGGGUUGAAGGAGCUAUGGAAGUGACCGCGAAGCCCAGCGGCAAAAACCGAGGGAACGAGAUCAGAGACGAAAAUGUAGGAAAUCAACAAAAUUGUUCGAUCCAGAAUUUGAAUUCGAAGCAGCCACAGAUAUAUCCCUGGAUGACCAAGCUACACAUGAGUCACGAAUCCGAGGGUAAACGGUCACGAACCAGUUACACCCGCUACCAGACUCUGGAGUUGGAGAAAGAAUUCCAUUUCAACCGGUACCUCACUCGGCGCAGGCGUGUCGAGAUCGCCAAUAGCCUGUGCCUGAACGAGAGGCAAAUAAAAAUUUGGUUCCAAAACAGACGCAUGAAGUGGAAGAAGGAUGCAAAACUGAAAGUGAAGGAAUCGCUAUGAAGUCUUGUGUUAGGCCUGCUACUUCUCGUGUUGCUUAGAUCAAGGAAACCCAAUUACACAUAAACAUAUAGGCCUAUGUUUCAAAAUGUUAAAAUAU